This is a messenger RNA of Encephalitozoon cuniculi GB-M1, 1242 nucleotides long. RefSeq lists its product as uncharacterized. Bases 1 to 1242 code for a protein of 413 amino acids. Gene Ontology annotation, cellular component: chromosome, telomeric region. Lineage: Eukaryota; Fungi; Microsporidia; Unikaryonidae. The record is from RefSeq and is marked provisional. Gene Ontology annotation, biological process: telomere maintenance. Gene Ontology annotation, molecular function: DNA binding. The transcript has a single exon.
AUGCAGGCAGAGGAGGACGAAAGGGAAUGCACCAAGAUUUCUGACAUGACGGGAGACAAGUACUACACAAUCUAUGGUGUGGUUGUGGAUUGGCUGGAGUGGAAAAGAUGCAGAGGAAGGGAUUUUAUGAUGACGCUGGACGUGACUGACGAGUGUAUGAAAAAGUUGUCCGUUAAGAUAUUCAGUCCAACAAAAAUCUUCUCCGAGGGAUUCUGCGUUGGAGAGGUUGUAAGGAUUGGAAGGCUAAGACUUUAUGACACGUGCAAGGCGGUGGUCGAUCGUAGCAACGACGUUGAGGUGGUCUUCACGCCCCACACAUCUCUGAGUAGCGGGAUUAGUCCAAGGAUCCAGCAGCUUGUAGAGCUCUUCCGUCAAAAGAGGAAGAGCCUUGUGAAGGAGAGGGAAAUAUCCGAAGUGGAGGAAGGCCAGUACUUUGACUUCAACGGGGAACUGAUAGACAAGCAGAGAGAAAGAAGUAACCUAAUUCUCCUGAGGUUUGUAGACUACAGCAUAAACCAGAAUGUUCAGGGUCAAGGGAGCAGUGAAGACUAUUCCAAGGACAUGGUUCUGACUGUAAAGGCAUGGGGACGCUUUGCCACCGAGGCCGACAAGUGCGAGAUUGGGGGGUGGUAUAGGGUCAGGAAUCUGAAGGGAGAUGAGGUGGGCUACCGCCUGUAUGCAAGCUUAUCGGAAUCAAGUAAGGGGAGCAUCUCUGAAAUAGGGCGGAAUACGACUCUCGGGAGAUAUCUCGGGAUGAAAAAGAAUAGAUAUCUUCGGGGGCUUGCAUCCAGGGAGAGAGCCAUUGAGGCGGUGGACGGAAUGGUAAAGCAAAGCAUAGUUGAGAUCAAGAGUAUCCUCUCUCCUGGGAUAUACAGGAUCCGGGUUCACAUAAAGAGAUAUGCGCCUUUCGUGGGAAUGGAAGCGGUUGUUUGCAAAGCUUGUGGGUCUGAACACAAGGAGAUAGACGACGUGUGUGGGUGCAGCAGGCCCGAGAUGAAGAGGGUCAAGGCCUUGAAGUUGCUGCUAUGGGAUGGAAGCUCGGAGCUGGUGGCCGUAUGUAGAAACAAGCUAGCGGAGCACAUACUCGACAGGAAGAGUAAUGAGUAUUUGAAUGGCAAGAUGUUCGAUUGCAUCAUUCUAAGCGUUAGGGAAGGAUUUGGGAUGGUCCACCACCUUGUGGACCUUGGAUUUUUCAGGGCCAAGAAAAAGGACUGUGCCGGAAAGAUUUGCCUAUACGAGUAA